Anoplopoma fimbria (sablefish) is the source of this 4100-nucleotide messenger RNA. It is a transcript of the gene lamp2, whose product is annotated as lysosomal-associated membrane protein 2. The record is from RefSeq and is a predicted model, not a curated record. Gene Ontology annotation, cellular component: membrane. NCBI's taxonomy places the organism in Eukaryota, Metazoa, Chordata, Actinopteri, Perciformes, Anoplopomatidae. The coding region runs from base 133 to 1599 and encodes 488 amino acids. The transcript is spliced from 9 exons.
GCUUCCUCCUCCUCCUGUCUGGAGACCGUCACUGUCAUAUGACUCCCGUUUCCUGGUCCAGUCUGAGCUCCACAAACACGGCUGUCGGUCUGUUCAUCUUCUCCUGUGGCUGACACUCCAGAUAUACUCAUCAUGUAUCGAUAUGCUUCAUUUGUUUUAUCCCUUGGCUUUGCGCUCGCGUUCCAGCUGUCGCACGGCACUGAGGUGACAGUCAAAGACAAAGACAACAAAAUAUGCCUCUAUGCCAAUCUAAUGGUCAACUUCUCAGUCUCCUAUAAAUUAGCUGACGAUAAGAGUGCAACAGCGCAGAUUGAACUUCCUGUGGAAGUCACAACUGAUGGAAGUACAUGUGAUAAAACAAGCUCAAUGUUGAAGCUCAAUUUUGGGGAAGGACACUCCUGGAGUGUGAACUUUGCCAUCAAUGGAAAAGUGUACCAGGCCGACACCAUCACCUUUUCCUACAACCUCAGUGACAAAACCAAGUUCCCCAAUUCUGCGUCUAAUGGCACCGUAACUGUCUCCGUGAAGCCUCACGUCGGAGACGUCGGCCUGGACACCUGCUACUCAUGCAAGAGCAAAGAAACGAUUGAGGCUGAAUCAGUCAAUCAGACUCUGUGGGAUGUGCACAUUCAGGCUUUUGUCAGUGACAACAUCAUAAGUGAAAACAUUACUUCUUGUGCUGCUGACGUGCCCUCAACCCCUGCUGUCCCCACCAUUCAUGCCACCACCACUACCCCUGUAGCUCCUACCACAAUCUCUACCACCACAACCUCUACCACCACUACCCCUGCAGCUCCUACCACAACCUCUACCACCACAACCUCUACCACCACUACCCCUGCAGCUCCUACCACAACCUCUACCACCACAACCUCUACCACCACUACCCCUGCAGCUCCUACCACAAACUCUACCACCACUACCCCUGCAGCUCCUACCACAAACUCUACCACCCCUACAGCUCCUACCACAAACUCUACCACCAUUGCCCCUCCUCCCACCACCACCCCGACCCCCACCCUCCCCACACCCACCAUUGGGGAGUACAGCGUCAAGUCUGGUGUAAACGGCACAGUCUGUCUGAUGGCCAACUUUGGCCUGCGGAUCGGUGUCAAGAACGUAGAGAUGAACCUUGAGCCCAACGGGACCACAUCCUCUGGCACAUGCGAAGUUAACAGCAGUCAGCUGGUGUUGACGUCCAACGCAAUGAUCAUCACGCUCACUUUCGCCAAUGACACAAAGAAAUUCCGCCUACAUGCUCUGAACGUCACUGGAAAGACAAGCUCUGGCGUGGCGUUUUCUGAAGUGAACACCAACCUGAGUCUGUGGGAGGCGGCUGUCGGCAGCUCCUACAUGUGUAACAAGGAGCAGAACUACACCAUCACCAGCCAGCUCACCAUCUUCACCUUCAACCUUCAUGUUCAGCCUUUUGGAGUCAAGAAGGGUGUUUUCAGUACAGCCCAUGAAUGUUCAUUGGAUGACACCAGCAUCUUAAUCCCAAUCAUUGUUGGCGCUGCUCUGGCCGGCUUGAUUCUCAUUGUAGUGAUCGCUUACGUGAUUGGUCGAAGAAAGACUUAUGUUGGAUAUCAGACACUUUAAAUCCAAUUUGCAAUCAAUAUCAAGGGGGUUCUCAAGCCUGGUCCUUGGGUUUCAUGUGCAAUUGUUUAAUUGGCAAAUAACUUGAAAAAAAUCUGAACUAAAGUCUCUGCUAGAAAAAAAACACAAGAUUUAUCAUUGAAGUUACUGGUCAUUAUGAGACAUUAAAUGCACAUUGCAUUUGCCUCAAGGUUUUUGUUAAUUAUACUAUAAUAAGGAGUAAAAAUCUAUGUAAAGAUGGAGAGUUUGGUGUUUUUUUUCAAGGACCAAACUUGUUAACCCCCAAAUGUUUGUUUCUUUUUGUUAUUUUCUCGAUGUCUUGUCUUCCCUUUUUCGUUGUGUUUUUUUAGGUCAUGAGCAAGUGCAACAUCCAAACAACCUUUUUUAAUUUAAGUUAUCAUAAUAACAUGAGAGGUGACUUUCAAUAUACUAUAUAUAGAGUUUCUUAACAUGCACAGUACACUUCUACAUGCACAAAAGCCUCUGGACAUUAAUUUUUACCAGAUGUGUAGCAGUUUAAAUCAGCUUCUCUAGGAUCCUGCACUUGCUCUGCAGACAUUCCCUUUUUUUGUUUCCACAUGUCUCUGUUUAAUCUGUGUGCACAUUGUAGUCUUUUACUUUCAUUAUGGUUUGACUUUUCAUCUACAUGAUUAUUGACAUUAUAUAAGUACAAUAAUUUUCGUCAGCGUUCUUUCUUUCUUCCCAGAAAGUCAUUAACAAAGGAUGAAGGUCUACUCCACUUGAAAAGUAGUCAAGGGAAAUAUGCUUUGGCCCGCGUUUGCCCCUGUAGAGCGGGGGAAACAUUGGAAUCAUUGUCCUAAUUAUGUGGCUCAAAUCACAGUAGGAAUGUGAAAUCAAAGUGUUUGUUGUUUGAGCAUAAAUAGACCCUUUUAUUAUGGAGACAUUUCGGCAUCGAGCAGUAAGUCCAGGUGGAAACAAUGACAUUAACGAUGUCUCAUUUACAUUUAGGUGUAAAGGCACUGGAACUGACAAAUCCUCGUUAGUGUUAUUAAUCACACCUGUGCCUUCUCUGCUGUACAAUAUCAAAAUGUCUGCUGAUUUUAAAAGUCCCCUUCAUUUGCACCCGCAGAGAAUAAAUCUGAUAAGAAACGUCAAAUGUUUCUUUCUCACACCAACAAUUUUGGCAUUAGGUUUAGGGAGAGUUUUGUUGUGUAGAUAUUCACUUUUAUGAGGAUAUUUACACAUAAAUGCACUAAGGCGCUCUUUAAAUGUUUGCAUUAUGAUGAGACUGUUGUCACAUUGUCUCACCUGUGUGUAGGUGUGGGCUGAGCUCUAGAGAGCCUCAGCUGGACCAGGAGACGUUAAAGCCCCUGAAAACAUUCGAUUAACAUGAAUGAGCAAGAAACUAUAAAAAUAAUGUCCUAACAUAUUUAUUCAUGAAGGGUUUAAUACAAUAGUUAUUUUCUUUUUCGCUGAGAGUUAGAUCAGAAUAUUCUGUUAGAGUUAGAUAUGGAGCUUCAGCAAGAAGACAGUUUAGCUUGUGGGAAACAAAACAUCUACCUACCAAAACCUCAGCAUGUUUUAUCAUGUUUCUUUGAGUGGUAUUGAUCUUCUCAUCUAACACUCAGCAAGAAAGCUCAAAAAGCACUCCUCUAAAAGCUUAUCUUGUGGAUUUCCUUUAAUCAGUGUUUGUUCAACAGUGCUGGCAAAGAACAAACCACCCCAAACACUUUUUCAGACUGAUCGCAAAAUUAAUGAAAAGAAAGAAAACAAGCAAACUGUUUUCAUGGAGAUAGAAAGCUGAAAGCAGGUUUUUACAGGAGCUUUUAAGUCAGGGAAAUAGUACAGGUUACAGUGAUGCAGUAUCAGGGAUGGAGUCAAGCCCCAGAAUGUGUAUUUCUGUAAUAAUAGAAACCAAUGUUACACAUGGUAGUUGCUGUGUAUUGUUGCUUAAUCAGUGUUGUGUACUGUUCUCCUUGUUCCAACUGUUUAAACCUGGAGCAAGCAGGCAGCAAACUACACUGAAUACGAGUAGAGAUAGUUGCAUUAUUUUAUUAAGUUGAUUAUAAAAUUUGCUUUCCCAGGACAUUUUCAAAUGUUUUGAUAAAUAGCUCUUAAUCAAAUAUGAGCUUUGAUUUUUUUUUUUUUUUUUUUUUUUGCAUAUCAUUGUGGCGAUCAUGUUUAUUUCAGCUUUGUACAAAUUCGUUGCCUUAAUCAUAAAUAUGGGGUUUUUGCAGCACUGGUAUAGAUGUUUUUGUUCCUCAACCUUUAAUAUCCUUUUUUCUCCAAUAAAUCAUCUUAACAGGUGUAUCAUCAUGAAAUGUGCCUUGUUUAAUGAUACAUUUCUCUUUUCAUGCAAAAACUUGCUCAUAUGAAUAAGAAACCUUUUAGUUGGUUUACUUUCAAUAUUUAAGAACAUAGCACACAUAUGUUCAGUAAAGGGAAUUUGUGAAUAUUCAUCAUCAAUGUGUUAUGUCCAUAGAAAUGAUUUAAUCUCCAUUCGCUUGUGCUAUGAGCUAUAAUAAAUUGGAUUUCAAAUUGUG